UAAAAGUGAUAUUAUAAAAUUCAAUUAUUAGUAAACUAAAAGACAGCAAUUGUAGAGUAAUAAAUUGAAAACUAAACAAUAAAUUGUGGAAAAAUUUAUUGAUUACUAUCAAUUCGAUGGACAGGUAUUUAAGGAAAUAUAUACUGAAAUACUGAAGUCAAUCGAGCUAAGUAAUAAGGCGACUUAUUCAAAUAAUCGGACAAACAAAAUUGAAAUGUCAUUAAUGUGUAGUAUAACAAAUAUAUUGUAUGAGAGAAGACGUGACUAAGCGGUCAAAUGGUAAUAUAGAAAAAAAAGAUCCUACAGUAUCUAACAGUCACUCGUUGUGCUUCUUGGGCCCGCGGUGUAAAAGUUAGUUCAUAUGCAAUCUGACAACGUUGCCGCCAGUUUAUAAACUUACACUUAAUUUGAAUCUGUGGCCGUUAUGAAAAUAUUUGUUCCGUCUGCUGAAAAAGGUUGUAUGAAUAGGUCGCUCAAAUUUUCUAAAAAGAUUUAUAUUAAUAGACCGUCCGGUUGGGUUAUUUUACUAUUUGUUAUUGGUCGUCCGUUAGUGUAGUAGAUAAAUUACUUUUAUAAAAUGUAUGUUGUUUAUUAUAUCGGCCAAGUCAAUUUUCGGUAUAAAUUAUUCAAGCAUCAGUUUAACUACAAUACGGCCAUUCAGUCUGCUUCAUUGUCACCAAUUUAUGAAUCAAAUUUGGUGUCUGAAGAUUUACCUGACCCGGGCAAAGUUCUAGAUAGCCUAUCUAUGAGCAUGGAUUAUAUUAUUGAGCCACCUACAGCUUUUUCAGAUACGUCCACUCAGUGUUCUUUAUUGACACCUAUCACGGAUUCGAUUUUGCAGUAUAUAGAGUCAUUAUACUAUGUUUUUGGAAUUACCGAGACUAGCUCUUUAAAUGAGGUGCAUAAAGAACCUACGGAAUCAUUUAUGAAGUCUGCAGAAUUACCUGAUGAAGUCGCAGAUUUGGUUAUAGAAUUAAUGAAAAUGCGUCAAAAUGUAAUGCAACCAAAUUUAGAGUCACCUCCAGUUAUGACAGAUGUUUUUGGACAGUUUGGUUCAUGUGCACUGCUUUUACCGCUUGUAAUCCAACUUUCAACAUAUUUGUCCGGUUUAAGUAGCGGGACAGGAGGUCCAUUACAAUUAAUAAAAACUAAUGAAGAUAUAUGCCCAGUAGUCAAAGCAUUUCUUUUUGAGGUAAAUAUACUGUACAUUACACUAAACGAUCUCCAACAUUCUGAGGAAGAAAUUGCUAUUGUUCUGACAGCAAUUAAAAGAGGAUGUCGAUAGUUAAUUUUUGAGGAAUCUUUAAACUCACGGUACUAAGAAUAUAGAAAAUAUUGAUUGUGGUCAACUUCAUAGACCUAUUAAUAGUUAUUUAUAGAUCCAUUUCCAACUCCAGUUGAAGUUAUAAGCGUUGUAAAACUGAUAUAAAUUAGAUAGUCAACAUUAACUCCCGACGGGCAACAUUGAGAUAGCUGAUAGUGAGAGAAUAUUAGUUUUAUCCACAGAUAAAAUAAAUUGGCUAAAAUCUAGCCGGUAGAUCGCGGUUUUUAUUACGGAACUAUAAUGGAUACAUGUUACUAAUUGUUGUAAAAACUGAA
Molecule: messenger RNA, 1599 nt
Organism: Daktulosphaira vitifoliae (grape phylloxera)
Lineage: Eukaryota; Metazoa; Arthropoda; Insecta; Hemiptera; Phylloxeridae
Exons: 4
Coding region: 578-1285 (235 amino acids)
Source: RefSeq, a predicted model, not a curated record